This is a messenger RNA of Protopolystoma xenopodis, 231 nucleotides long. The record is from the annotation of a GenBank genome assembly. Lineage: Eukaryota; Metazoa; Platyhelminthes; Monogenea; Polystomatidea; Polystomatidae.
AUGGCAAAACUUACUGAUGAUGCCGACUACGAUGCCGGCGAAACGUUUGAGAAUGUACCAAAUUCACUGUCUGAUGCUGGGAAUCAUGACAACUACUAUGGCAGACGACUUCGGUCUAGGUGCGUUCUACUAAUUCCCCCUCACACCAAGACCAAGUUGCGACAACGAUGUCAGUCCACAUCUAUACAUCUAAAGGAGACUGCGACCAUACCAGAGGCCACAACAUCUUGA